Molecule: messenger RNA, 2620 nt
Organism: Glossina fuscipes
Lineage: Eukaryota; Metazoa; Arthropoda; Insecta; Diptera; Glossinidae
Gene: Ndf
Product: putative oxidoreductase GLYR1 homolog
Exons: 10
Coding region: 278-2407 (709 amino acids)
Molecular function (GO): NAD binding; oxidoreductase activity, acting on the CH-OH group of donors, NAD or NADP as acceptor; NADP binding
Source: RefSeq, a predicted model, not a curated record
GUUUUCUUCUUAUUCCCUACUAUUUCAUUUUGACGGGCACAGAAAAAAAAUACAAGAAAGUGGUAUUAUAUAUUGAAUUAUAUAGAGAAAACGAAUUCGUGUGGUAAAAAAUAUUAUAAAUAAUUCAAGUAUAUAAUCACAAAAGUGUUAUUUAAUGUUUUGCAAAAAUUAUAAAAGGAAUUUUUAUGCAAAAGGUUGUAUGAUUAAAGUACAUGAGUCCGUGUGUUAAAGAAGAGACGGCUACAAAAUAAAAUUCCAAUUUCGUAUUGAUAACAUAAUGUCGAAGGCAAAGAAAUUAUCAUUGCCUGGCAGCAAUGAUGCACACGAAUUUUAUAAUUAUAAACCAAAGGAUUUAAUAUGGGCUAAAAUGAAAGGCUUUCCACCAUGGCCCUCUAUGAUUGUGGAACCCCCAUUGGAUUUAUUGCAUCAGCCACGUAAGGCUAACUCAAAAUGUGUGUUUUUCUUUGGUACUCGCAACUUCGCCUGGAUUGAAGCCAACAAUAUUAAACCGUUUGAGGGUCCCUGGAAGGAGCAACUGUCUAAAGUGAAUAAGCCAAAUUCGUUUCGUCAGGCUAUGGAAGAUAUAAAAAAUCAUAUCGAUGACCCUACGGAAAUUGACGCUGAAAUUAGUAAGAGUAUAGGCAUGAAUCAUGCGACAGAAGCCGACUUCGAUAAGAUACGCGAUGGCCUUAAUGAAGAAGAAGAUGACACUAAUGACGUCCCUGCUACUGCUCCAACUGUUGCUGCUGCUGUCAACACAUCAGCUGACAAUGGUUUAGGUGGCGGCUCAGUGUCUGGAAUAAAUGAUCACGAAGAUAUCGCUUACAAAACACCGGUUAAGCGUACGCCUAAAGCAAGGAGUACUAUCUCGACAAGCAGUAAAAUCAAAUUACCGCCAUCCACCGCCGCCUCCUCCACCGCCAAAUCGACUGCAAAACGCCGUCGUUCCUCACAAAAUCCCGGAGGUAAACGUAAACGCAACAAUUCAGCUAGUGUUUUAGACGAUUUUAUCGACUCAAGUUCACCGACGCCGCGGCGCAAAAUUAACACAGAAUCAUUGGCUCAUAUCGGGACUUCGUCCCGCCGCAACAUGAAUUCGAUUGCGUUACUCGAUCGUCCUGUGGUGUUACGCCCAGAAGCUCAGGCUAUUGAUAUGAAUGCACGCAGUCAGACAUUGGCCGAACGUGAUAUAACACCCUCGAAUUUGACAUUCGGUUUUCUCGGUUUGGGCAUAAUGGGUUCGACCAUUGUUAAAGAUUUGAUCUGUACAGGCCACAAAGUGGUUGUGUGGAAUCGGACUAUGUCUAAGUGCAAACCAUUCGAAGAAGCCGGUGCUUUAGUUAAGGACACACCAAUGGAUGUGGUUGAUGCCGCCGAUAUAAUAUUCUGUUGUGUUUCAGAUCCCAAAGCCUCAAAGGAUUUGGUAUUUGGUAACUGUGGUGUACUGCGAGCCACCGAUUUGUGCAACAAAGCCUAUGUGGAAAUGUCUACAAUAGAUCCGGAAACUUCACAAGAUAUUGCUGAGGGUAUAACACAAAGCAAUGGCCGAUAUUUAGAAGUGCAAAUACACGGCACCCGCCAAGAGGCUGAAGAUGGCAUGCUCAUCAUAUUGGCUGGCGGUGAUCGUACCGUAUUCGAAGAAUGUCAUUCCUGCUUUAAAACGAUUGCUAAGAACACUUUCUUUUUAGGAGCAGAAGUUGGCAAUGCCUGCAAAGUUAAUUUGAUACUUCAGACCAUAGUUGGUGUUAGUUUGGUUGGUUUAGCCGAAGCUUUAGCCUUGGCUGAUCGUUUCUCAAUCUCUUUAAAGGAUAUCAUUGACAUAUUCGAAUUGACUUCAAUGAAAUCGCAAUUAUUAUUAGCUAAAGGCAAAGAAAUGGCCAAAGGCGAUUUUAAUCCUCAACAACCGCUCAGUCACAUGCAAAAAGACUUGCGACUUGUUUUAAGCAUGGCCGAGAAUUUGGAUCAAUCGAUGCCAGUCACCGCAAUAACAAAUGAAGUUUUUAAACAUACCAAACGGCUGGGCUACAGUGAUCACGAUUCAAGCGCCGUCUUUAGAUUCUUAAAUGAACGGCGUCCAACCUUACCAACUGAAUGUCAGAAACGAAAAGACUACGAAGAAAUUGACAAAAACGAGACAUCAAAAUUUGCCGCGACUGCUACUACCAGUCCUAUACGUUCAAGUAACAUGCCCAACAGUAAGGCGAGAAAUAUGUCUUCAGUUACAAAAACGCCGAAUAGUCAUGUGGUGGCUAAAGAUAUUGAUGAUGACGACGAAGACUAUAAAAUUAAUGAUGGAAGCAAUGACGAUACUAUUGAAAAUAUUAACAACACUAACAGCAUUAGCAACAGUAAUUCUCUUUUGAAAUCGAAAAACAAAGAAGAAGAAAAGAAGAAACAAAUUGUAUGAAAAUAAAAUUAAAGAAACAACACAGCCUUUAUCAAUCGGAUGCUUGUGUGCGUUUGUAUUUGAAUAGUAAAUAUUUUCAAAUUUCAUUCAUACUUUCAUAAAAUGCACACCCUCCAUCUCUCAAAAAACAAGAGCAUGUUAUAUAAAUGUUUUUUGACAGUUGCCGAGCACUUCCCUUCGGACAUAUAACAAAUGUAUAUAUAUGUAUAUAUA